Molecule: messenger RNA, 1965 nt
Organism: Pogona vitticeps (central bearded dragon)
Lineage: Eukaryota; Metazoa; Chordata; Lepidosauria; Squamata; Agamidae
Source: RefSeq, a predicted model, not a curated record
AUGACCCGGAAUACCCCAUCCAUCCAUCCAAAGCAGCCUUCGGAAUCCAAAGACCCAGCGCAGCCAGCUCGCUCCUGCGCUUCCCCCUCCCGCUGCCGCCUGGCUCGGGAGCGCGGAUGGACUGAGCUUGCCUUGAAGGAAACCAUGUCGACAGGCGGCGUGGAGGAUGAUAUCCCACAGGCAGAGAGGAAAACAGUCACGGACUUCUGUUACCUGCUGGAUAAAUCCAAGCAGCUUUUCAAUGGCCUAAGGGACUUGCCUCAGUAUGGGCAAAAGCAGUGGCAGUCUUACUUCGGGCGGACCUUUGAUGUUUACACCAAACUCUGGAAGUUCCAGCAGCAGCACCGGCAAGUCCUGGACAAUCGGUAUGGCCUGAAGCGCUGGCAAAUUGGAGAAAUUGCUUCUAAGAUUGGGCAGCUUUACUACCACUAUUACCUUCGCACCUCCGAAACCAGCUACCUAAACGAAGCCUUCUCCUUCUACUCCGCCAUCCGGCAGAGGUCGUACUACUCGCAAGUCAACAAAGAAGACAGGCCGGAACUGGUCGUUAAGAAACUGCGCUACUAUGCCCGGUUCAUAGUGGUUUGCCUUUUGCUCAACAAAAUGGAUGUUGUCAAGGACCUAGUAAAGGAAUUGUCGGACGAGAUUGAAGACUAUACCCACCGAUUCAACACGGAGGACCAGGUGGAGUGGAACCUGGUUCUCCAGGAGGUGGCGGCCUUCAUUGAUGCAGACCCGGUGAUGGUCUUGAACGACGACAACACGCUCGUCAUCCUCUCCAAUCGUCUCUCGGAGAUAGGAGCGCCGGCGCUGGAGCAGGGGAUGAUAGUCGGGCAGCUGACCCUCGCCGACGCCCUGAUCAUUGGCAAUUGCAACAAUCAGGUGAAGUUCAGUGAGCUGACAAUCGACAUGUUCCGGAUGCUGCAAGCUUUAGAACGGGAGCCCAUGAACUUAGCUUCACAAAUGAACAAGCCUGGGUUGCAGGAGACCACCGAAAAACCUGCAAGAAGGGAAAACCCUCACAAGUACUUGCUCUACAAGCCGACUUUCAGCCAGCUCUAUACUUUCCUGGCUGCGUCGUUUAAGGAGCUGCCUGCAAACAGCGUCCUGCUGAUCUACCUGUCGGCCACCGGCGUCUUCCCUUCAGGUCGUUCGGAUAGUGAAGGUCCCUAUGAUUUUGGGGGCGUCCUCACAAACAGCAACCGGGACGUGAUCAACGGGGACGGCAUCCACAAGCGCAACCAGUCCUACAAGGAGAUGCACUGCCUCCACCCUGGGGAUUUGUAUCCUUUCACGAGGAAGCCUCUCUUUGUCGUGGUGGACUCCUCGAACAGCGUGGCCUACAAGAACUUCACAAAUUUGUUUGGACAGCCGGUGGUUUGUCUGCUAUCUCCCACAUCAUAUCCGAAAGCAUUGCAAGAUCAGUCCCAGCGAGGCAGCCUCUUCACCUUCUUUCUGAACAACCCUCUAAUGGCAUUCCUGUUUGUUUCGGGAUUAUCAAGCAUGAGGAAAGGAUUGUGGGACAAGUGCCACGAUUAUCUUCGCAAAAUCAAUCGGGAUAUCGCACAAUUAUUGACUCAUUCCCGCUCCAUCGAUCAAGCCUUUCUCCAGUUUUUCGGAGACGAGUUCCUUCGCUUGCUCCUGACAAGAUUCAUCUUCUGCUCAGCCACCAUGAGGAUGCACAAAAUCUUCCAGGAAACUAGAAAUUAUCCUGAAUCCUACCCCCAGCUGCCAAAGGAUGAAACGGUGGAGAAUCCACACCUCCAAAAACAUAUUUUGGAGUUGGCUUCCAUGCUGGAUGUUCGAAAUGUGUUCCUGGAAACCACGCUUGAUGAUUAUUAAAAUAGAAACCUGCAUCUGGGCUUUCUUACUGCAUGGGUUUUUCCCCCCAGCAACACAUUUUUGAAACGGUGCAGUUUUUUCUAAUGUGAAGAUCCACCAAAAAAAAAAAGAAAAAAGAAAAAA